Messenger RNA from Sceloporus undulatus (fence lizard), 2632 nucleotides. RefSeq names its product acyl-CoA synthetase bubblegum family member 1 (gene ACSBG1). Gene Ontology annotation, cellular component: endoplasmic reticulum; membrane. The coding region runs from base 96 to 2144 and encodes 682 amino acids. Lineage: Eukaryota; Metazoa; Chordata; Lepidosauria; Squamata; Phrynosomatidae. The record is from RefSeq and is a predicted model, not a curated record. The transcript is spliced from 13 exons. Gene Ontology annotation, molecular function: long-chain fatty acid-CoA ligase activity.
GACAGCUUGCAAAGGCUCUUCAGAGGGUAGCAUUUGGAGACCUAUGCUGCAUCCACACGGGACAAACAGCCCCAUUGGACACCACUUUCACAGCCAUGGUUGAAUGCUAUGGAAUUCUGGGAAGUGUAGGUUUUUGUGUGAGGUGUUUCGCCUUCUCCGUCCGAGAGAUCUGGUGCCUCAACCGACGACGAAUCUCCAAUGGCAAGCAACCAGCAUCCCUUUGGACCACGUCAGCCGAUGGAUUGGUGAAACUGCGGCGAGACCCCUCUUGCUCCCAGACGCCGGUCACCGUUCAUCAGAUGUUCCAAGAAUCCCUCGAGAAAUAUGGGUCCUUCAAUGCUAUGGCCAGCAAAAAGGCGGGGAAAUGGGAGAAGAUCACCUUCGCCGAGUAUUACCGACUUUCCCAGAAAGCAGCCAAGAGCUUUUUGAAGCUUGGGCUCCUACGAUUCCACAGCGUUGCAAUCCUUGGAUUCAACUCUCCAGAAUGGUUCAUUUCAGCGGUCGGAACUGUUUUUGCUGGUGGCAUUGUGACUGGAAUCUACACAACCAGCUCUCCUGAGGCUUGCCACUACAUUGCUCACGAUUGCAGAGCUAAUGUCAUUGUGGUAGAAAACCAGAAGCAACUGGACAAAAUAACACAGAUCUGGAAUCGUUUGCCCCAUCUGAAAGCGGUGGUGAUGUACAAGGGUCCGUUGCUGGAGAAGCGUCCCAAUUUGUAUACGAUGGAUGAAUUUAUGGAGCUAGGCAAUGAGAUACCGGACCGAGAGCUUGAUGCGAUCAUUCGCUCCCAAAAGCCAAAUCAAUGCUGCGUCCUGAUCUAUACGUCUGGAACCACUGGGAAGCCAAAAGGUGCCAUGCUGAGCCAUGACAAUAUAACCUGGACGUCGGCGCAUGCCAGCCGGGCGGGCGACAUGCAACCGGCUGAAAUCCAGCAAGAGACUAUCGUCAGCUACCUUCCGCUCAGCCACAUUGCGGCCCAAAUAUAUGACCUCUGGACUGGGAUCAAAUGGGGAGAGCUGGUUUACUUCGCUGAGCCAGACGCCUUGAAGGGAGGUUUGGUGAACACCUUGAAAGAAGCAUUGCCCACCUCGCACAUGGGGGUUCCCCGGGUAUGGGAGAAGAUCAUGGAGAAGAUCAAGGAUGUCUCAUCCCAGUCUGGGUUUGUGAAGAAGAAGAUGCUUUCCUGGGCCAUGUCGGUCAGCUUGGAACGAAACCUGAGCUACUCAAACAGUGAUCUCAAGCCCUUUCGAAUGAGGCUGGCCGAGGCUUUGGUCCUUGCCAAAAUCCGCAACGCUUUGGGUUUCUCUCGGUGUCAGAAGCACUUCUGCGGAGCAGCGCCUCUCCCAUCCGACGUGAUGCAGUUUUUCCUGGGCCUGAACAUCUCUUUAUACCAAGCAUAUGGGAUGAGCGAGACCACUGGGCCCCACUGCAUGUCCGGGCCAUAUGUCCACCGACGUGACAGCUGUGGCAAAGCUGUCCCAGGUUGCAAAGUGAAGCUGGCGAACGUGGAUGAAGAAGGCAAUGGAGAGAUUUGCUUUUGGGGCCGGACUGUUUUCAUGGGCUACUUGAACAUGGAGGACAAGACCAAGGAAGCCAUUGAUGAAGAUGGGUGGCUUCACUCUGGAGACCUUGGAAAAAUAGACAGGGAUGGGUUCGUCUAUGUCACCGGGAGAAUUAAAGAGAUCAUCAUUACAGCUGGGGGUGAAAAUGUGCCUCCUAUCCCCAUUGAGGAUGCCGUCAAGAAGGAACUGCCGCUUAUUAGCAACGCCAUGCUGGUUGGAGACCAGAAGAAGUUCUUGUCCAUACUACUGACUUUAAAGUGUGCAGUAGAUCCCGAUACAUCUGAACCUACAGAUGCGCUGACCCAAGAAGCCAGAGAUUUCUGCCAGAAAGUUGGAAGCCAAGCCACUAAAGUGUCCGAGGUUGUAAGGAUGAGGGAUCAGGCUGUCUAUCGGGCCAUUCAAGAUGGCAUAGACCGAGUCAAUUCGCGGGCAGUUGCCAAUGUCCAGUGCAUUCAGAAAUGGGCAAUCUUACAAAAGGAUUUUUCCAUUUCCGGAGGAGAAUUUGGUCCGACAAUGAAGCUAAAGCGGCAGGCCGUUAUCGAGAAGUACAAAGAUGAAAUAGAUUCUUUUUACAAGAAUUAAAAAUAAAGGCUGCGGGACUGCUCUCCAAAUUCCAUUAGAACAUGAAGCGAAUCCCACCACCUUCUUCAAUAGAAUAGGCAAGGCUGUCAUUCUCGGGGAGAUGUUUCUUCGUAGGCAACCUCCGUUCUGGAAAGCAACAUCAGAGAUGUAAUGAAUUUUCACAAGAGAUGUGAAGAACAUUGCCUAGUCUCCAGCUUAUCACUCCAGAAUACUAUUCCUUUGGAUGGUUGAAACCCCGAUAUACAUUCCAUUUAAUUUAGAUUUGCAAGUAGAAUAUAGAUGCUCGAAAUGGAACAUCAGUAGAGCGAUCGUGUUGAAAUAAUCUUAAGUGAUGCUGCAGGUAGCAUGCCAUCCUACUUCGAUACAGUGGUGGCCUGUGGCUUCCAUAUCUGAAGGAAUGGUGAAUUAGUUCUGGGUUUGACUUUAAAUGACCCAUGCAAAAAGGUGCCACUUGAUCCUUUCAACACCCUCCAACAUCUCACAAAUGA